Molecule: messenger RNA, 2411 nt
Organism: Calliphora vicina (urban bluebottle blowfly)
Lineage: Eukaryota; Metazoa; Arthropoda; Insecta; Diptera; Calliphoridae
Product: beta-galactosidase-like
Exons: 6
Coding region: 287-2314 (675 amino acids)
Biological process (GO): carbohydrate metabolic process
Cellular component (GO): vacuole
Molecular function (GO): beta-galactosidase activity
Source: RefSeq, a predicted model, not a curated record
UCGCUUAACCUUGUUAGAAGUACCAUUUUUGGAGUAGCGGUCGAUUUAUUUUUAUAAAUAAAAUAUAACUGAACAAAAUUUAAAUACAAAUAUGUGCAAGUAGUUGACAAAAUAGGAAGACAUUAAAUAAAAUAAAACAAUAACAAAUACUUGAAUUAAAAUCAAAACAAACACUUGUAUUGAAAAUCAAUAUUAUUUAACAAAUUGUACUUGUAAUAUUGACGCGUAAAAUAGUAUUUCCAAAAAAGUUUUUCGAAAGAGUGCAAAAUUAUUAAAACACGUGAAAAUGGCGGAGCAAGUGACUGAGGCAGCAACAACAGCCGUGAAAGCAGAGUCUGAAGCACCAAAAAAGAAAAAACUUGAAACCAACGAUAUCGUUUCGAUUGUAAUCUCCAUUAUCUGUGUGAUUUUAAUUGUGAUCAUUGUUUAUAGUUUAUUUGUGCAUUUUACCGAAGUCGCAAAUCAAGAUCGUACCUUUACUAUAGAUCAUGUGGGUAACACUUUUCUCAUGAAUGGCCAACCUUUUCGUUAUGUGUCCGGAUCGAUUCAUUAUUUUAGAGUAGUUCCAGAAGCUUGGCAUAAACGAUUAAGAUCUAUGAAGGUGGCUGGUUUAAAUGUAAUAGAUAUUUACAUUGAAUGGUCUCUACACAAUCCUCGUGAUGGAGUUUAUGAAUGGUCGGGCAUUGCAAAUAUUGAACGAUUUUUAAGGCUGGCCCAGAAGGAAGGUUUGUAUGUGAUAUUAAGACCUGGUCCUUAUAUCUGUGCGGAAAGAGAUAAUGGAGGUUUGCCCUAUUGGCUUUUUAGAAAAUAUCCCGGCAUUGAAGUACGCACAAGUGAUGCUAAUUACACCCAUGAGGUUUCUGUGUGGUAUAGCCAAUUAAUGCCCAGAAUGCAGCGCUUCUUGUAUGGCAAUGGUGGUCCGAUUAUAAUGGUUCAGGUUGAAAAUGAAUAUGGCAGUUUUGGAGCAUGCGAUCGUAAAUAUAUGAAAUGGUUAAGAGAUGAAACUUUAAAACAUGUUGGCGAUAAGGUUGUGCUUUUCACCAUCGACUAUCCGGCUGAAGAGCUGGAAUGUGGCAAAGUUGAUGACGUGUUCGUGACCAUAGAUUUUGGGGUAGAUGAAACCAAAGAUCUGGAUACAAUUUGGCAAAAGUUAAGAUCUGUGCAGCCUACUGGGCCUUUGGUUAAUUCCGAAUUUUAUGUGGGUUGGUUGACCCACUGGCAUGAAAAAAAUCAAAGAGUUGGUCCACAAGCAGUAGCGGAUGUAUUAGACAAAAUGUUGGCCUCAAAUGUCAGCGUUAAUAUGUACAUGUUCUUUGGUGGCACAAAUUUCGGUUUCACCGCCGGCGCUAAUGAUUUUGGUGAGAGCAAAUAUACACCCGAUAUCACUUCGUAUGAUUACGAUGCCCUCUUGGAUGAACGGGGAAAUAUCACCAAGAAAUAUGAGUUGGUCCGCGAUGUGAUCAGAAAAUAUUUCAGAGUAUCCAAAAUGAAACCAGUGAGAGAACAAACCUAUACUUAUGGCAAAGUGGAUUUAAAACCAGUAAUGAAUUUGCUAUCCCAAGAAGGUCGUAACACAUUGGGCCAGCUAGAGGUUAUAAAAUCUGUCCAGCCAAAAUCGUUUGAAGAACUAGAUCAAUUUUCUGGCUUAAUAUUGUAUGAAACCUCGGUGGAGGGCAUGGAUAUUGAAAACUCUACCUUAACAGUAAAUGAGCUAAGAGAUCGUGCUUUAAUCUAUAUAGAUCAAGAAUUUGUGGGAAUUUUAUCCAGACAAAGUGGUAAUUACUCUUUAAUGUUGGAUAAACCAUCGGGCUCAAAUUUACAAGUUUUGGUGGAAAAUCAAGGCCGCAUUAAUUAUCACAUAGCCAAUGAUACUAAGGGCAUUAUGGGCCUGGUAACGCUGCAAAAUUCUAAAGGAGUUACUACCAACUUAGAGAAUUGGAUACAUACAGGCUAUCCCCUAGAAGAAUCUAAUAUGAAAAACAUAUUAUCCUCCAACUUAAAACCAUUACAGGAAAGCAAUAAUCUAUUAUACCAAGGUCCGGUAGUAUACACUGGUGAAUUCUACGUAAAAAAGCCUUUUCAUACAUUUCUAAAUCCCUCUGGUUGGGGUAAGGGAGUUGCCUAUGUAAAUGGUUUUAAUUUGGGUCGUUAUUGGCCUUUAGCUGGACCUCAGCUUACGUUAUAUGUACCUCUAGAAAUUUUAAAGAGAGGUCGUAAUACUUUAAUGAUAAUUGAAUACGAACAAACUAAUCGUGUCAGUAAGGAUGUUGAUCCUUAUAUAACUUUAGAUAACAAGCCUCAAUUAGAUAAUUAAGUAAGAACUGUUUUAUGACUUUGAUAUAUAGUUUUAAUAUUUAAGAUUGUAUUUAAAGUGAUAUUAACUAAAAAGAGGCUAAUAUUAGUUAAGUGUU